Molecule: messenger RNA, 3366 nt
Organism: Onychostoma macrolepis
Lineage: Eukaryota; Metazoa; Chordata; Actinopteri; Cypriniformes; Cyprinidae
Gene: zbtb17
Product: zinc finger and BTB domain containing 17
Exons: 15
Coding region: 193-2829 (878 amino acids)
Cellular component (GO): nucleus
Molecular function (GO): protein binding
Source: RefSeq, a predicted model, not a curated record
ACUUCCAGCCAUUCGCUCGGCCAUUAUCAAUCGAUCAGAGAGAAGAAGAUGGCGGCGCGUCGAGGCUGAGCGCUGAGAUCGAUCACCGAAACACUCGAUUGCACGGAUCAGCUGAAGUCGGGGGAAAGCUAGAAACUCAUCCGUUAUAUGAGGAUACUGUUGCUUAAAGCACUGUAGUCCACUCCAUCAGUUAUGGACUUUCCUUGGCAUAGUGGGAAGGUUCUUGGUCAGCUUAAUGAACAACGUCAGUUGGGUCUUCUUUGUGACUGCACUUUUGUGGUGGAUGGAGUAGACUUCAAGGCCCACAAGGCUGUGCUGGCAGCAUGUAGUGCUUACUUCCGCACACUCUUUUUGGACCAGAAAGAUGUUGUUCAUCUUGAUAUCAGCAAUGCUGCAGGUCUUGAGCAGGUCCUUGAGUUUAUGUACACUGCAAAGCUGACUUUAAACCCUCAGAACAUAGAGGACGUUCUUGUUGUAGCUACUUUCCUUCAGAUGCAGGAAAUUGUCAAUGCUUGUUCAGCUUUUCAGUCCUUGACUGUCCCUGCAUCAUCUAAACCUGUAGUAGUGACUGAGCCGGUGGAUGAACAGCUGCAAACUGUGAGAAAACCGGAGGAUUUGAGUUCCCAGGAGGAGCAGGAGAGUCAUUCAAUGACUCAGAAUGCAGUUUCUGAAGAGAAGGAAGCUCCUGUACAGUCAGAGACAACAGAAACCCAGGAGGCUGCAAGUGACACGACUGAGAAGCAAAGCUCAAAGACUCUGAGAGCUGUCAGCAAAAUUAGUGGGCCACCUAAAACGAGACAAAAAAAGGCUGGUGUUGUGGAUUCCAAGACUGAAACAGAGGAAGAAAUAGCCACGAAAGAAAUUCCACAAUAUGAAGAUGACCCUUCUGAUGCUGACUACACCCCUAAAGUCUCUCAGAGGGCGGCAGCUAAACGGUCAUAUGUUAGCACAAGGAGAAGCAAGUCGAAAUAUGCAACUGUUCACACGUCCACAGAAGUUGAUGACGCUGAGGAAGGUAUGUCAAAAGCUGAGAGCGUGGAAAACAUGAUAGAAGAGGAGGAUGCAGAGGAUGAAGGAGACACAGAGGAAGAGGAAGAAGCAGAAGAGCAGAUGGAGACACAGGAUGAAGAAUCAUCGGGUUCGGAUGGGAAGAAGUCUGCAGUUGCGGCCGAGCGUAGUGAGUCCAGAGCGUACGGCUCCAUCACACACAAAUGUGAGGACUGUGGGAAGAAGUUUACACACACAGGCAACUUUAAACGUCACAUGCGCAUUCACACUGGUGAGAAGCCAUUUAGUUGCAGAGACUGUAAUAAAUCCUUCUCAGACCCAGCUGCCUGCAAAGCACACGAGAAAACACACAGUCCUCUAAAACCAUAUUGCUGUUCUACGUGCGGAAAGAGUUACCGGCAAAUCAGUCUGCUAAACCUGCACAGGAAGCGACACACAGAUGAGGCGCGAUACAGCUGUGAGGAUUGUGGGAAGCUCUUCACCACUUCUGGAAACCUGAAGCGGCAUCAGUUGGUGCACAGUGGAGAAAAACCCUACCACUGUGACUACUGCGACCGAGCCUUUUCUGACCCCACUGCCAAGAUGCGACAUCUAGAGACCCACGACACAGACAAAGGUCACAAAUGUCAACACUGUGACAAGAAAUUCAACCAGUUGGGCAACCUGAAAGCACAUCUGAAGAUCCAUAUUGCAGAUGGACCACUUAAGUGUAAGGAGUGUGGGAAACAGUUCACCACCUCAGGCAACCUGAAGAGACACCUGCGUGUGCACAGCGGUGAGAAGCCUUUCAUUUGUAUGCACUGCCAGAGAGCAUUUGCUGACCCCGGGGCCUUGCAGAGACACGUGCGCAUCCACACAGGAGAAAAGCCCUGCCUGUGUCUGAUUUGUGGAAAAGGCUUCACGCAGGCCAGUUCACUCAUAGCUCAUGUUCGCCAACACACUGGGGAGAAACCGUAUGUGUGUGACCGUUGUGGAAAAAGGUUUGUCCAGUCCAGCCAGCUGGCCAAUCACAUCCGUCACCAUGACAAUAUCCGACCACACAAGUGCCACACCUGUAACAAAGCGUUUGUCAAUGUUGGAGAUCUCUCAAAACACAUCAUCAUUCACACAGGAGAGAAACCUUUCCUGUGCGAUAAGUGUGGCAGAGGAUUCAACCGUGUAGACAAUCUGCGUUCCCAUGUGAAGACGGUGCACCAGGGGAAGGCAGGCAUGAAGAGACUGGUGGUGGCUGAAGAGGACGAGGAAGAGGAGAAACUGCUGCCGGACUCUGCACCGGACUCAGAGCUCAAUAAUGAGGUCAACAUCGUCACAGUCACUACAGAUGACAUUGUUACUUUAGCCACAGAGGCUCUGGCUGCCAGUGCUGUAGCACAGCUCACAGUGGUACCAGUGGCAACCUCUGUAUCUGCAGAUGAAACAGAGGCACUGAAAGCAGAGAUCACCAAAGCAGUGGAGAAAGUACAAGAAGCAGAUCCCAACACCCAGAUCUUGUAUGCAUGUGACUCAUGCGGUGAGAAGUUCCUGGAUGCCAGCUCCCUCGCCCAGCAUGUGCGCAUUCACACUGCCCAGGCCCUGGUCAUGUUUCAGGCAGAUUCUGACUUUUAUCAGCAAUAUGCAGGUGACGGGACAUGGCAAACCACCGAGCAGGUCAUCCAGGGAGGCGAGCUCUUGUUCCGGACACGGGAGGAGGACGGUGAGGAAGGAGAAGGAGCUCUAGCCCAGGCAGAAUCUCAAACUGAGGGGGCAGAGGAGGAGACCAGUACACAGGCAGAGACAGAGGAAGGGUCUGGAAAAGUGAAGUCUGAAAGCCAAGGACAUUGAAGAGUUUCUGACCUGAAUCGAUCCAAAGGAUGGAGUUCAGGCUGUCACAAAGUGUGCUAUUCCUAACAUGCUAUAAUAAAACACACUCUACUAGAUAGAUGCCAUAUCUCAAACCGCAGCACAAUAUGUGUACAGCAUAUUAAAAUUACAUUGUAUAGAGUUAAAUUUAAAUAAAUAUGACAAGAAAAAAAUGUAAUUAAAUAUGAACAAAACAAACCUAAUUUGUAUGCUGUUUGUCAGACUUUUUAAUACUAGUGUCUCCAUGUAUAUGUCCUAUGCUAGAUCAUGUAUUCUCUUACUGAAGCCAAUUAAACAUGACUGUCCUACAAAUUUCAGUUUUCCACAAAUCAGCUACAGUACUGAACUGUUAUUUAUUGAUUUAUUAGUGAUUCUUUUGUUUGUGGAGUUUAAUCAUUUUCUAUUUGAGCUUAAUACUGCUUGACAUAAACAUUAAACCGCUGAUUUUAACUGUAUGCUUGUCAUUUUCAUGACAUGUAGAAGCUGAAGAAACUCACAAUAAACACUUUUAAAUGCUCU